AUGCAGUAUCUGCAACUAAAGUACAAGUCAGACUUGGAGCCAAAGGAGAAGGAAGACAACCAUAGAAACAGAAAGGCCCCAGAGCAUCUUCAAAUAGCAAUCCAAGUGAAGAAGGACUGGACGCUUUCCUGGUGGGAUCAGUUCUUGAUUAUUUUCAGAAGAACGUUCAGAGAGCGGCGUAGAGAUUACUUUGACAAGCUAAGGCUUGUUCAAUCACUUGGCGUGGCCGUUGUGUUGGGUCUUCUCUGGUGGAAAUCAAAGACAGACAGAGAGGCGCACCUUAGAGACCAGGUUGGUUUGAUGUUCUAUAUAUGCAUCUUCUGGACAUCUUCAUCCCUCUUUGGAGCAGUAUAUGUGUUCCCCUUCGAGAAGAUCUACCUGGUGAAAGAAAGAAAAGCAGACAUGUACAGACUAAGCGUGUAUUACGUAUGCAGUACACUGUGUGAUAUGGUGGCACACGUUUUGUAUCCCACAUUCUUCAUGAUCAUUGUCUACUUCAUGGCUGGCUUCAAGAGGACACUCCCCUGCUUUAUUUUCACCUUGUUGACUAUACUACUGAUCGCCAUAACAAGCCAAGGUGCAGGAGAGUUCUUAGGAGCUUCAGUAUUGAGCAUUAAGAGAGCUGGUAUGAUCGCGUCUUUGGUACUAAUGCUAUUUCUUCUAACAGGAGGUUACUAUGUUCAGCACAUACCCAAAUUCAUGCAGUGGUUGAAGUACUUGUCCUUCAUGCACUACGGCUUCAGGCUGCUACUGAAAGUUCAAUACUCAGGGGACCAACUCUUCGAAUGUGAGAGCAAAGGAGGCUGCAGGACACUGCAGAGCUCCUCAUCCUUCGACACAGUGAACUUGAAUGGCGGCUUGCAAGAACUGUGGUUUCUCCUUGCCAUGGCAUUUGGCUACCGCCUCUCUGCAUACUUCUGCCUUCGCAAGAAAAUCAGCAUUUGCCAUCUUUGA
This is a messenger RNA of Microthlaspi erraticum, 954 nucleotides long. The record is from the annotation of a GenBank genome assembly. Lineage: Eukaryota; Viridiplantae; Streptophyta; Magnoliopsida; Brassicales; Brassicaceae.